This is a messenger RNA of Phragmites australis (common reed), 1492 nucleotides long. Its product is annotated as protein RGF1 INDUCIBLE TRANSCRIPTION FACTOR 1-like. NCBI's taxonomy places the organism in Eukaryota, Viridiplantae, Streptophyta, Magnoliopsida, Poales, Poaceae. The transcript has 4 exons. Gene Ontology annotation, molecular function: zinc ion binding. The record is from RefSeq and is a predicted model, not a curated record. Bases 373 to 1116 code for a protein of 247 amino acids.
UUGUACCAUACCACCAUGACACCCAAAGCCGUCCUCAAGAAUAUCAUCAACCUCCCUCAAAUAAAAAAAGAAUAUCAUCAACCAAUCUCUCCCUCCUCCCUCUCUCUCCCUCCUAUAAAUAGUCUCCAAUGGAGUUGUUGCCCCCUGGUUAGCAUUUCCUCUCUCUAUCUAUCUAGACACAACUACAAGACAACCCACAUCUACAUGUACGCCCUUGCACAGCACCACUGAACUAGUGUGUGUGUGUGAGAGAGAGAAUUGCCUGCCAAGAAACAAAAGAGUGAUCAAACCGAGAAGAGAAUUCCUUCCCUCCCAGCAAGGAGAGGAGUAGCAAGCAGCUCCUUCAAGGGUGAGAUCUAGAGAAAGAGAGAGAUGGAGAUGAGGCCCGGGUGGGUUGGCGGCCUGGUGGCGGAGAGCUUCUUCGUGGCUUGCCCCGCGCACGAGAGCCGCAAGAAGAACGAGAAGAACAUCUUCUGCCUCGGCUGCUGCGCCAGCAUCUGCCCCCACUGCGCACCCGCGCACCGCCACCAUCCUCUCCUCCAGGUGCGACGCUACGUGUACCAUGACGUCGUCCGCCUUGGUGACCUCGAGAAGCUCAUUGACUGCUCUUAUGUUCAGUCCUACACGAUCAACAGUGCGAAGGUGAUCUUCCUGAAGCCGAGGCCUCAGUCCAGGCCGUUCAAGGGCUCCGGCAACGUCUGCUUGACAUGUGACCGGAUCCUCCAAGAACCCUUCCAUUUCUGCUCCCUCUCUUGCAAGGUGGAUCAUGUGAUGAUGCAGGGAGGGGACCUGUCCAACAUCCUGCAGUACUACGGCGAGCCGGACCAGCUCGCCUUCCCGCGGUUCGAGAACCUCCGCGUCGAUGGCUCGGACCUCGACGACGACACCGACGGCGGGCAGGUCACCCCAAACUCAAUCCUUGAGGACCCGAUGCACCACUACGGCGGCGGCGGUGGGUCGAGCGACAAUGGUGACACUAGGGUCAGUGGCGGUGGGCAGCGCGGCGAGGCGGUGGCGGCGGAGAAGAGAAGGAAAGGGGGAGGGUUCUUCCCCAAGAUUGUGCUGUCACUGAGCAACAGAAGGAAGGGUGCCCCCCACAGGUCACCUCUGGCCUAAGCUCUACGUCUGCAGUUAGUUAUAAGUAGCUAGUAGCAGUUGCAAUCAAGGUGGUAGCUUAGCUAUUAGCAGUGUGUUAUAAUAGUCCUAUGAUUAGUCUUGUAGAGAGAUGAGAUGAGAGUUUGUUUGGUUGAUUGGUUGCUUUGAGAGGGGCCUUGUGAUCCAUCUAGCUAGGGCCAUCUCAAGGCAGUUGGUUGUCUGAUGAGACAAAGAAAAGGGCAAAGCAGUUCCCUGUUACAGGCCUAGGUAGGCACUGGCAAGUGGGGCCCACUUUGCAGCCAGGGCUUCCCCACAAGCACAAGGUGGCUACCAAUUUUGUAUUCUGAUGUAACAAGGGUUACUUGCAUACACUUCCACAACUAUAUAAUUAUAAUAU